Messenger RNA from Balearica regulorum gibbericeps (East African grey crowned-crane), 1775 nucleotides. The record is from RefSeq and is a predicted model, not a curated record. Lineage: Eukaryota; Metazoa; Chordata; Aves; Gruiformes; Gruidae.
UCAUGAGACACAGACAACCUGUUGGGAUCAUCCUAAAAUGACUGAUCUCUUCCAGUCCUUAGCUGACUUGAACAACGUACGCUUCUCUGCCUACCGUACGGCCAUCAAAAUCCGAAGACUGCAGAAAGCACUGUGCUUGGACCUGUUGGACCUGAACACAACAAGUGAAGUUUUCAAACAGCACAAGUUGAGUCAAAAUGACCAGCUGAUUGGUGUCCAGGACGUGAUCAGCUGUCUCACUACCAUCUACAGUGGACUUGAAGAGAAACACAAAGAUAUGGUGAAUGUUCCUCUCUGUGUAGACAUGUGUCUUAACUGGCUACUCAAUGUAUAUGACAGUGGCCGAACUGGAAAAAUUCGAGUGCAGUCCCUGAAAAUUGGCUUGAUGUCUCUUUCUAAGGGCCUUCUGGAAGAGAAGUACAGAUAUCUCUUCAAGGAAGUGUCAGGCCCCACGGAAAUGUGCGACCAGAGGCAGCUGGGCCUGCUGCUUCACGACGCCAUCCAGAUCCCGCGGCAGCUUGGGGAAGUGGCAGCCUUCGGUGGCAGCAACAUUGAACCCAGCGUGCGCAGCUGCUUCCAACAGAACCACAAUAAGCCAGAAAUAACUGUAAAGCAAUUUAUAGAUUGGAUGCGCUUAGAGCCACAGUCUAUGGUAUGGCUACCAGUUCUACACCGUGUGGCAGCUGCAGAAACAGCAAAACAUCAGGCCAAGUGCAACAUCUGUAAAGAGUGUCCAAUUGUUGGCUUUAGGUACCGGAGCUUAAAACAUUUCAACUAUGACGUCUGUCAGAGCUGUUUCUUUUCUGGCCGUACAGCCAAGGGGCAUAAGUUGCAUUACCCAAUGGUGGAAUACUGUAUACCUACAACAUCUGGGGAAGAUGUACGGGACUUCACGAAGGUACUGAAGAAUAAGUUCCGGUCAAAGAAGUAUUUUGCAAAGCAUCCCCGACUUGGCUACCUGCCUGUGCAAACAGUAUUGGAGGGUGACAACCUUGAGACUCCUAUCACUCUCAUCAGUAUGUGGCCAGAGCAAUAUGAUCCUUCCCAGUCUCCACAUCUGUUUCACGAUGACACACACUCCAGGAUAGAGCAGUAUGCUACGAGGCUCGCACAGAUGGAAAGGACCAAUGGCUCCUUCCUCACGGACAGUAGCUCCACCACAGGAAGCGUAGAGGAUGAGCAUGCCCUUAUCCAGCAGUAUUGUCAGACGCUGGGAGGAGAGUCGCCUGUGAGUCAGCCACAGAGUCCUGCUCAGAUACUCAAGUCAGUGGAAAAGGAAGAGCGAGGAGAGUUGGAGCGCAUCAUUGCUGACCUUGAAGAAGAGCAAAGGAGUCUGCAGAUAGAAUAUGAGCAACUAAAGGAGCAACAUCUUCGGAGAGGAAUAAACCCUCUUGCAUCACCUCCUGACUCCGUUGUGUCACCUCAGCAUGCUUCUGAAGAUGCCGAGCUCAUUGCUGAAGCUAAACUCCUGAGGCAACAUAAAGGUCGCCUGGAAGCAAGGAUGCAAAUAUUGGAAGAUCACAAUAAACAACUGGAGUCUCAGCUUCACCGACUAAGGCAGCUACUUGAGCAGCCCGAGUCAGACUCCCAGGUUAACGGCGCCUCCCCUUGUGCUUCACCCCAGCACUCUGCCCUCGGCUACCCGCUCGAACAAGAGACGAGCUCAGAGUUUCAUCAGACAGUGGGAGAUGACUUGUUAGUUCCACCUCAUGAUACCAACACAGAUCUAACAGAUGUUAUGGAGCAAAUCAACAGCACAUUUCCAGCUUGCUGCU